AUGACCGUCUGUGACGAUAGCAGCGACCCAGAUUGGCAGCCGUUGGCAAAUAAUGUCAGAAUAAAGCCCUCAGAAAACACCAGCUUCGUCGUCGUCGAUAUCCGGAACAAGCAAGGUGCGAGUUUUGUCAACGAGUCGGAGAACAACGAGUAUGUCGGCGGGGUUGGAACAGACGAACAAGGGAAUGUAGUAAUGAUCCCUUGGAAUCAUGGCUGGUAUUACUAUACCAUCGGCUCCCUCCGGAUAGGACUCGAUCGCUUGUUGGGCAUCUUGAGCCAUACUACACACUUUCCGUUUGUUGCUGUGGCGCAACAUGAUCAUCAGAAGUGGUGCCUGAUGGAUCUCAGUAUAUUUGCAAUAAAGAGUGUAAAGAUUUUUACGCACCUGGAAUAG
Messenger RNA from Histoplasma mississippiense, 393 nucleotides. RefSeq lists its product with no specific name. Bases 1 to 393 code for a protein of 130 amino acids. The record is from RefSeq and is a predicted model, not a curated record. The transcript is spliced from 4 exons. NCBI's taxonomy places the organism in Eukaryota, Fungi, Ascomycota, Eurotiomycetes, Onygenales, Ajellomycetaceae.